Westerdykella ornata is the source of this 836-nucleotide messenger RNA. RefSeq lists its product as uncharacterized. The transcript is spliced from 2 exons. Lineage: Eukaryota; Fungi; Ascomycota; Dothideomycetes; Pleosporales; Sporormiaceae. The record is from RefSeq and is a predicted model, not a curated record. Bases 1 to 744 code for a protein of 247 amino acids. Gene Ontology annotation, biological process: nuclear mRNA surveillance; U4 snRNA 3'-end processing; rRNA catabolic process. Gene Ontology annotation, cellular component: nucleolus; cytoplasmic exosome (RNase complex); nuclear exosome (RNase complex).
AUGGCUCCCGAAGCGCUCCUAUCCCACCUCAACCGCGCCGACGGCUCGGCGACCUAUACACAGAACGGAUACAGCAUCAUUGGCGCCGUAAACGGACCCCUCGAAGUCCAGAGGAGGGACGAACUUCCUUCUGAAGCAACCGUCGAAGUGAAUGUCAGACCCGCCAUCGGAGUCGGGAGCCCCAAAGAGCGGCACCUCGAAACCCUCCUCGCCUCCACCCUGCGCACCAUCAUCCUAACCCGACAUAUCCCGCGCACGCUCGUGCAAAUCACGCUGCAAGUGCGCAGUCUGCCCUCCGAGCACGCCAUCUGCGGUGUCGAUGCCAGCCUCUCGCUUCUCCCGCACCUGAUACACACGGCGCUGCUAGCCCUUCUCUCGUCGUCGAUGCCCCUCCGCACGACGGUAACAGCGGCGCUAGUCGUCCUUCCCGCAGGCAGGGACGCGGCGCCAAUGCUCCAACCUACGGCGAGGGACGUGAUGCUUGCGAAGCCGAUCCAGUCGGCGCAUGUGUUUGCGUUCUCGGGGAAUGGCAAGGUGCUGUUGAAUGAGAGCGACGGGAGUUUUACGUACGAGGAGUGGGAGGAGGCGUGUGAGAUGGCGGAAGAGGUGUGUUGUAAGGAGGGAGGAGUGGGGUUGAGCGACGCUAUGCAGGUUGAUGGCGGGAGUGAGAAUUUGGAGAGGUGGUUGAGGGAGGUGGUGAGGAGGAAGGUGGAGAAGGAGAUGAGGUGGAAGAGUGGGACGUGAAUGGGAUGCGGGAUGCUCUCUCUAAAGGAACAUUGGAAUUAUGCUGAGAAGAGAUGGUACAGUGAGCGACUGGUCGAUUCCGGUCAGAGACU